AUGGAUCAGGUCCUCCGUGGCCUUGAUUUCGUCUACGUUUACAUUGACGAUGUUUUGAUCGCAAGCGCCACAUCUGACGAGCAUUUAUCACCACUCCGAAUGGUUUUCGAACGCUUUGAAAACCACGGUAUAACCAUCAACCCGGAAAAUGCAAAGCUGGUCAGCUCACCGUCGAAUUUCUCGGUCACAAGAUCGAGGGUGAAGGCAUUAAACCUCUCCCGGAUAAAUCUCAAGCGAUCCCCGACUAUCCGAUGCCCCAAUCUGUCCGAAGCCUAUGCCGAUUUCUCGUUUUGCGUUGAUGUUCGGUAUAUCGACGGUUCUAACAACGCUGUUGCCGAUGCAUUAUCCUGCGCUCAUAUGAAUCAAUUGUCAUCAACACCCAUCGACCUGGAGAGAACAGCGGCCGCUCAAAACGAUGAUCCUGAGCUUGUGCAACUUCGAUCAAACCCCUCAUUGAAAGUCACACAAUUGCCCGUACUUAACUCUGACAUAAGAGUUUACUGUGACCUUUCAACCGAGCGCUUUCAUCGACAAUUAAAAGCUGUCAUCAUGGCUAGUUCAUCCGACUCACGCUGGUCUGAGCGCCUACCUGCGAUCCUCCUUGGCAUACGCAAUACAAUCAAAGAGGACAUUGGGUGCUGCCCUGCAGAACUCGUGUUCGGGACGACCCUCAGACUACCUGGUGAGAUGGUACUGGACUCUCGCACCACCGGCGAACUAGACCUGGUACGCUGA
Molecule: messenger RNA, 735 nt
Organism: Dicrocoelium dendriticum
Lineage: Eukaryota; Metazoa; Platyhelminthes; Trematoda; Plagiorchiida; Dicrocoeliidae
Source: the annotation of a GenBank genome assembly